CCCUCAAAACGUCAUGAGCUAAAGCCGCAACCUUCUCCGAGAACCCUCAAUUCCGGUUUCCUGCCGUUGCCUAAUUAGGCUGACUAUAAACAAAGCGCCAGCACUUGGAUCAGCUUCAAGCGCUAGAGGGACUGCUAGCAAUGGCGCCCGCGCCGCGCCGUGACCUCCUCGCAAAGGAACAUUUCGCAUUUGUCUUUGGGGGUGUCAAAACCCAGAGUUACUAUGACCCAGCUUCAAAAGGCCCAGGGUCACAUACCCUCCGAACAUUAGCAUGGAAUCCUACCGGUCAGCUAAUCGCGACUGGCUCAGCGGAUCGUACGCUACGGAUAUGGAACCCCGAACGCCCUGCUAUUAAAUACUCGACAGAACUUCGCGGACACUCGGCUGCCGUGGAGAAAGUUCUUUUCAAUCCAGUACGGGAUGCGGAAUUGGCAAGCUGCUCCACAGACGGAACGGUGCGCUUCUGGGACGUGCGCUCAAAGACGUGCGUGAGCCGUCUCGAUGUCGGCGGCGAGGCCUUCACACUGUCCUGGUCGGCAGAUGGGAGUACAAUGGUCGUGGGUAGAAAGGACGACACUUUGAUCCCCAUAUCGGUUCAGUCCCCGUCUACCCCUACCAUCCUAUCACACGGCGGCGCUACCAAUGGUAUAUCCUCUAUCGGGGGCUCAAAACCUAGCUCUUCGACAUAUACAGCUCUCACACCACACCCACAACCUAUCCAAACCAAUGCCACAACCUUCUCAAACCAUGUCGCAACACCUACUUCCCCAGACCUCCACCUCUUCGCAACGACAGGCGAAGGUACCGUCAAGAUAAUGUCCUACCCCUCAUUCGAUAUCCUUCACACCCUCCACGCACACACCUCCGCCUGUAUGGCCAUUUCACUUGCUCCUACCGGCCGCUACCUAGCCGUUGGCGGUAGCGAUGCCCUAAUUUCUCUAUGGGAUACGACGGAUUGGAUUUGCCGCCGCACACUUUCCAGUGCGAAUGGCGGCUCAAUUCGCGGCGUGAGUUGGAGUUUUGAUGGCCGCUUUAUCUGCGGUGCUUGCGAUGAGCCCUUCUGUGGUGGAAAUGGAUUGGAGAUUUUCCAUGCAGAAACCGGAGAGAGCGUGUACACUAUACCCACAACUGGUGUCAAUGUUGGUGUUCCCGCUGUUGCGUGGCAUCCCUCUAGAUAUUGGUUGGCUUACUCGACGACUCAUGAUGGGCCAGGAAGUGGUUCUGGGGGUCUGAAGAUUGUUGGCGCUGCUGGUGGUGGUUUGUAAUUUUCAAUGUCAUUGAUGUCAGCCCUGUCCCAUUGUCUGUGGAUAGCCUCAUGGGGGUUGGACCGGGAAUUGAACACCCUGGAGUUGCUGCUACUAUACGAUUCCGAAAUUACCAUUUUUGGAAAAUCUCAAUGAGUUAACGGAUCUAUUUCGAGUGUUAUGUAGAGAUUAUACUAUCAACAUAGUCUUCCUGAAUGGAGAUGGUCCAAAAAAGCAAAUCAGAGAAGAGAGUAAUUGUUCGGGAAGAGGAGUAUCUGUUCAUUAUCAUUAAGUCGUUGCAAAAGACAUCCAAAGUGCUUAUUCAAGUGCGCCCACCAUUGUGAACCUGCGUGCUUGGAGUAAUACACGGUGCGAAAGAUUCAGAGUCGUCCACGGAAGCCAUUCUUUCGGUACACAGCGGCUCGGACUCGUGCUGUCUCUAGCGCGGCCCUGGCGUCAUGCUCAGUGCUUGGGUAGGCGAGAUACAGUCCUCUGCUGGGUCUCGAUGCCUUGAGUAUAGUACUGCACCUUCAGCUUAGAGAGUGAUAGUGAUAAAAGAUCGCACUUAAAGCGGUGCCCCCUUUCACAUCGAGUUGCUUCGGCGCAGGUUGAGUAGACACAUGAGGCUUCGUUCGCUAGAAACAAAAACCGAUCUCGUUGUCAGAAUGUUCCGAUUACGAGAUUCAUUCUCGUCGAUUCUCAAGAUGAUCGCCAGUUCUCCCAUCCGGGUCCAUUUUCAGUAUUCAAGAUUUGAGCCCACUGGACAUCACUGAAUGCCUCCGCGUUGAUAUUUUCGAAGUCAAGGUUGCUCAAGUCCUGACCUGUGGUAGGCAUGUCCCAGCGACUAGACAGAUUGAAUACGUUGGCAGCACCCGCAGUACCAACAGGGCCAGCGGAGCUAGCUGGAUAUGUCUGGCCAGCGGAGCUAGCUGGAUAUGUCUGGCCAGCGAAAGGGCCCAUAUCAAGAAUCUGAGAAGACUCUGUCGUUACGGGAGAUAUUUGAACAGAGUGGCCUUUGUCGACGGAUGUAGCGGAGCUUGAGGAUGGAUAAUUCGAGGUCGUAUUGGGCUGCUUUUUACCGGGUGAAGGAUUGUCAAUCCCGGACAUAGAAUAGGACGUGUUGGAGGAGGAGUUCAAAGUUGAUGGAGUGGGAUGAUCGGAAGGCGGAUUCCUCUCGCCAAGGCCAAAGUCAGGCGAAAAAUCCAUAUCUCCAUCAAUGAUUCCGUUCGUAGUUCGCACAUGAUGAGGGAAAAAUUGCUGCGAUUCACUGCCCAGUGGCCCUCGGUCAGAUUCGAUAACGGGUGAGUCCCUGUGCCGACUGGGGAGAGAGGUCGUCAUGCCGGGCGCAAAAGUGCGAUUAGAAGUUCUCGGCUUCGAACCAUCUUGUGGAGAUUCGGUUGGUACGCCAUUACCUUGUGACUGGCGAACAUUGUAUAAAGGCGUACAAUCGACGUUUUCAGAGCAAUAAGACUG
Penicillium brasilianum is the source of this 2717-nucleotide messenger RNA. The record is from the annotation of a GenBank genome assembly. NCBI's taxonomy places the organism in Eukaryota, Fungi, Ascomycota, Eurotiomycetes, Eurotiales, Aspergillaceae.